Molecule: messenger RNA, 5295 nt
Organism: Puntigrus tetrazona (Sumatra barb)
Lineage: Eukaryota; Metazoa; Chordata; Actinopteri; Cypriniformes; Cyprinidae
Gene: map3k22
Product: mitogen-activated protein kinase kinase kinase 22
Biological process (GO): protein phosphorylation
Molecular function (GO): ATP binding; protein kinase activity; protein binding
Source: RefSeq, a predicted model, not a curated record
UCGCUUCCCGAGGCUGACAUUACACGCUCGCUCGCUCGCUCCUCUGUGGAAAAACUCGGCGUCAGUCAGCGUAUGCGGAGAGGAAACUUUCUUCCUUUGACGGCGCGCAGUCGACGAGAUUUGCAGCUUUCCCGAGCACACGCCGCUCCGUCUGUUUGGAUUACUGGCAUCCGCGACUCCAAAAACAUAAUCCGCAAAGCUUUUCGGAAGGUGGAUUUGUGCGGUUCCCUUCAAUUUGUGCGUGACAACUGUAUUCAAGUGCGCGCGGCUUCCGGAUAUAUCACUGUUUUGCUGUAUCUCUCGAACAAGAGCACAGUUUGCGGAUUUUUGCUUCUUUACGUCGGUUAACCCCCUGAACUCGCUUUAAAUCUCACGUUGGUUUAAUUCGUCUUAAAUGUCAGCGCCAGCAUGAAUACACGCACGUAAGAGUGGAGAUUUUUCCCGAUGAAAGGAGUCGAGCGUUCAGCUCGAGUUCACUAGGGUCACUUCCGGAUGAUGACAGUAAACAUGGAUGGCGGUCUUCAAAAUGGACCUGGACAGCACAAGAGCUCACAAGAUGAUGAAGAGGCGCUCACCUCCAUAAUGAAGGACUUGGCAGCUUUACGCUUCUGUUACCAGCUCAAGAGCAACAACAGCAACAAACCCAAGAGCAGAACCCCGUCCUACAGACAGGAUUUACGGGUGAAGCUGGAGCAUGAGCGAGAGAAACGAAUCAUUCCGUUCCAAAGACCGCUGAAGCUCAAAGAUCUCCUUCAGAAGGUGACAGAGGCCUUCGGUCAGCAAAUGGACCUUUACUACACUGAUAAAGAGAUGUUGGUGGCUCUGAAGUGUCAGGAGGAUUUGGACCGAGCAGUUCAGGGAUUGAGCUCCAGCUCUGGAAUGAACAAUCUGCUGAGAGUGAUUCUGAAAACACCUCCCAACAACCAAUUCCUUCAGGUGAGCGGCCAAGACAAGCAGAGCGAGAUGAAGUCAUCCAGGUCCCUGGGAGAUCUCAAAGCCUCGGUUCUCAAAGGCUCUGAACGAGUGCGCAAACACUCUACAGGAUCUCUGAACACGGGCCGCACCUCACCCCCUCCAGGCAGCGUACCAGAAGAACAACAGCAGAUCGCUCGGCAGGGGUCCUACACCAGCAUCCACAGCGAAGGAGAGUUCAUUCCAGAAAUGCUCGACUCCAAUAUUAUGGAACCGUUUGGGAGUGCAAAUGGGUCACUUUCCAGCAGCUGUCAGUCACUGGACCAAGCACUGGACAGCCCUCCAUUCUCCCAGAACAACCGGGACAACAAUUACCUGAACCUCAACUAUGAAUACAAAGGGCGUCAUGGAAAACACGGGACCUUUCCACGCCAGUUCCACAUGUCCAGUCGCAGUAAAGACUACGGUGACGGGCGAAGGACCUUCCCUCGAAGCUUUAUGCCUCAAGAGAACCUGUUUCAGCUUGUCCCGUCCAGCCGUACACGCAGCUAUAAUGGAGAAAGCACCUUGCUGUACAGUGGAGAUCUGCACUCCAUCAGCUGGACUGAGAAAAACAGCCAACGCAACACUCCUAAAUCCCCAAGGGCUCCUGUGAACUGGCGUCAGGGGAAACUGCUCGGUCGGGGGGCAUUCGGAGAGGUCUAUCUCUGCUACGAUGUUGACACGGGACGCGAGCUAGCAGCCAAGCAGGUGCCCUUCGACCCUGAAUGUCAGGACACCAGCAAGGAAGUGAACGCGCUGGAGUGUGAGAUCCAGCUCUUGAAGAAUCUGCGUCACGACCGUAUCGUGCAGUACUACGGCUGCUUGCGUGAUCCGGUGCAGAAAAAGCUGUCCAUCUUUGUGGAAUUCAUGCCUGGGGGCUCUAUUAAAGACCAGCUGAAAGCGUACGGAGCACUGACUGAAAAAGUCACCCGCAGAUACACCCGACAGAUCCUGCAGGGAGUCCACUAUUUGCACAGCAACAUGAUCGUACACAGAGACAUCAAAGGCGCUAACAUUCUGAGGGACUCCUCUGGAAAUGUGAAGCUGGGAGAUUUCGGGGCUAGCAAGCGCAUUCAGACCAUCUGCAUGUCCGGGACGGGAAUCAAAUCGGUCACUGGCACCCCCUACUGGAUGAGCCCGGAAGUCAUCAACGGAGAAGGCUACGGGCGCAAAGCUGAUAUUUGGAGUGUUGCCUGCACGGUUGUAGAGAUGCUAACCCAGAAGCCCCCGUGGGCUGAAUACGAAGCAAUGGCAGCCAUUUUUAAGAUCGCGACGCAGCCGACUAAGCCAAACCUGCCCGAGGGGGUGUCCGACGCAUGCAGGGACUUCCUGCGGCAGAUCUUUGUGGAAGAGAAAUGGCGGCCCACUGCCGAGGGGCUUCUCAGCCACUUUCGUCCAGGGCAGCUUCUGAUCCCGCAGAUCUCGGACCUCUCCGGAGUCUCCAGAGAAAACCACACACCUGCCCGCGGACAAUCACCACUCUUGCCUUCCAGGGUCCGGAGAAACCCACCAACCAGCCGACUAAGAACAAACGUGACGUGUGUAUGUGUCUCUCUAACGCAGCUCGACAAACACCACGGACAGCUGAUAGCGCUUCCCGUAUUGUUAAUUAGAGUCAGAGCUCUGUCCCAAAUGAUCGAGAACGUCAUUUCAGGAGCUACACAACCCUCGUUAAAUAGACGGCUCUCGGGAGUUGUCGUCAUAGUUGGGUAAACUUAGGCGCAAAUGUAAUUCUGCAUUCCUGUUAGGUUCAAAAGCAAAAGAGUAAAAAAAUCCACCAUAGCAUUUCCGUGACUUUAUAAAAGAAAGGGAUUAAUCAUAGCUUUCAUGAGGGAGAAUGAUGUCAGAUGUCAGCAGUGUUAAUUAUUUUUUUAUUUACUGUCACAAAUUAUAGCGCUAUAAAUAUAUAUUAAAUAUUUGAAAAAUGAAAAUACGACAAGCUUUAUUCGAUUUUUAAUGUUUAUAACCAUGGAAACGUGUCGUCACAGUCUAUGACGUGACCACGGUUUACUGUUAAUUCAUGAAAAAUAAUUUAGCACAACCGUUCUUAUAAAUUGAGCAUGAAUAAAUUAAAAUAAUUCAAUGUUUGGUGAAACAACAACAAAUUAAGUGGUUUUUUUUAACAAUUAAUGGUUCAAAAUAAUAACAAUUUUCAAAAUGUUAAGUGGUGCGACUCUAAAAACCUUAAUAUUUAUAAUCGAAUAAUUUAUAUUUCUGAAAAAAAAAGCGCUUUUAAGCCUUGUGAAAAUCGCAGCACUAAAAAUGUGUUCACUUGAAUCACAAAUUAAAAAAAUUAUAAAUAUGUGCACACUCAAUGUGUAUUUAACAUGUAGGGAUAUUAUCGAUGGUUACGCCAUAUUACGUUUUUAUAAAUGGUAUAGAGGAUUUUUUUAUAUCAUAAAAUGCAUUAAUAAAAAUGCACACUUCUGUUUGUCAUUGUCAUUUGGGACAGAGCCUUCGGCUAGGGAUUGAUACAAUGCAGUCAAAGUGCCAACACUUAUAACUAUACUGGCACAUAAAGUGUCACUGCCCAAACGAUACUGAUUACAGUAGCUUAGUUUACAUGCAUUACUGCCGGUUGACUUUAUCUGACCCCUGAUGCACUUGAAACCAGCCCAAGCGCUCUGACGCGAUACUACAGGGGUUGCUGGACAAAUCACAUAUGGCCUGUGUUUGGCCCAAAUGUAUUACGGUGGUCUUUUGUUUAACAGAAUUGAAUUGGUCAUAAAAGAGAGUUGAUUUUGAUUAUGGCUCGUGUACCUCUGUAUCCCUGGGUCCAAUCCUGAGUGUCAUCGAAAGUACAUAGACAAGACCUCAUGGAGCAAUUAUAACGGUAUAUGUACUGUACAAUACUCAUUGGAGUAAUUUUUUGUUAAGAUUACGGCGUUUGAUGGUUAGAAUCUAACCAAAUAAGAAUGACACAGAGCAAGACAUAUGCAACCACCAAAGUGGUAUGAGACAGAGCAAUGUGUAAUUUUUUUCACGUCUUCUUAGCUAACGAAGACUGUAUAAACACAUCUUUUUUUUUUAUAUUACGUAACGUUUUAGUUAAAGCACUCUUCACCCAGAGAUAAUCACUGUAAAUACGUUCCCAUUGCACUCUUGGAUUCAUGCAUAGAGCACAUAGGAUAAUCAGCUGAGAUAUUUUUAUACGUUUUUUUUAUUCACGUUUGGAAUGACAAGAACCAAACCUUUUUGUAUUAUUAUAAAAGAUUACCCUAAAGUGUCAAAGCAAUAUUUCAGAGAAGACUACUACGGCUUGUGUGUUAGCGUUCUUUACUGUUCGCUCAGUCGAAUACAACCAAAGAGUGAGAUGCUUGAAUUAUGAAUUUGGUCACUUCAGAACAGUUCGGUGUCUUGAUUUGUGAUCCGUAUGGGGAGUUUCUUACUUUUGUUGACUCAGACUAUUCUGAUGUGCAGGUGUUUUCCUUAUCGUUAUGAAAUAAACACAGUGUAACAAAAAAGUUAAAGCAAGUAGUUCGCCCAAAAAUGUUAUUCUUCGUAUAAACCGAUUUGGAGGGAUUUAGCAUUUCGUCACUUGCUCAAAGUUGAACCUCUGCAGUGAAUGGGUGCCGUCGGAAUGAGAGUUCAAACAGCUGAUAAACACCACAAUAACUCACAAAUAGUUCACAGUGCAGAGGAAAGCUGUUAUGUUUAAUAUUUGCAAUAAACAAAUCAAUAGUUAAUUCACGGCACCCAUUCACCGCAAUGCUCAAUUUCUCCAAAUCUGUUCUGAUACAGAAACGAACUCAUCUUGGUUUUCCUUGGGUGGCAUUUUUGGAUGAACUAUUCCUUUAAACACACAUUGUCUUAAAUCACAUUUUUCUCUUGUUCAAAUGUAAAUGUUAACUUUAAACACUUGAUUCUGUGAUUGCUGUUUUUUUAUGUUCUGAACUCGAAAAAAAUACACCAGCAGCAAUUCAUGUUGCAAGUGCCUUCUUUGAUGCCCUUAUUCUGGGAGGUCAGUCGUUUUAAAACGUUUAACGGUGGAAUGUGUUUUCAGAUGUCCUUCGGAUGCUUUCAGUGUCACGCAUUGAUGCUGUCAAGGAAAAAAAAAUCGCUGAAGCUCUUUUACAGAAGAGGAUUGUAUUGUAAAUAUAUACUGUACCGAGCUGUCAUAAUGUUUCAUUAUAUUCAAAGUACCUUAGUCACAGUAUAUUGUUAUUGUUCUGAUUGUGGACAGGUCUGGGUUUCAGAUGUUCUCAGUUGAUGGUGAACCAGACCACGCUGGUUUUUGAGGGGCUAAGAAUGCAGAAUUCUGUGCUGCCUUGAUGAAAAAGCCUGGAAACAUUUAUCAGUGAUUUUGUACAUUUGAAUAAAUAAAUUUAUUGUCUAAAACCA